Messenger RNA from Alternaria burnsii, 3459 nucleotides. RefSeq lists its product as uncharacterized. NCBI's taxonomy places the organism in Eukaryota, Fungi, Ascomycota, Dothideomycetes, Pleosporales, Pleosporaceae. The record is from RefSeq and is a predicted model, not a curated record. Gene Ontology annotation, molecular function: protein binding. The annotation marks the transcript as partial. The transcript has 5 exons.
AUGCUGCUCCUGGAUGUGCCGCCGGAAGUAUUCGAGAAUGUCAUUCAUGAGCUAGUUACUCUUGCUGGUAUCAACGAGGCUUGGAAGCUUCGUGGAGUCUGUCAUACCUUCAAGGCCACUAUAACAUACAAUGUCUUUGCAAAGCAACCUAUCAAGGCAUUCACGUGUCCUACGCGAUCCAUCUUCCGUGCGAAUUCGGGACUAUACCUCUAUUAUCGAAGCAAAGUACCUCUCGACACAAAUCCAUAUCUUCCAAACAUGAUAAACGACAUGGUCAACUGGAUGGCCAGAGAAAUGAACAAGGACACAGAGAACGAAAGGGAAGCCAUACGGCAAAGUCUCUGUGACUCUCUUCCACUUGGACUUCUCGAUCGCGAUCAGCUAUUCCGGUGGGUUUUGGGAGGCGAAAUAAAAAUAUCUGAACUAGUCUCGAUGCACCUUCAUCGCCCAUUCGGAUGUCUCGAUAAGCUGUUGGCCGCCAUUUGCCUGGGAUAUCAUCAUCUUAUACCCGAAUUGAUGCAGGGACUAUCAAGCUUUGAGGGCCACCCUAUCUUUGGUGCACCCCUGCAGCUUGCAACGAAGCUUGGUCACGAAGCUGUGGUGAAGGCAAUGCUAGAGAACAUUUCAGCAAUCCUGAAUGACCCGAAUGAUCCGAGGUGCACACGGGAUGCUAUCCUAACGGACAUGUACGAAUCCGCGCCUCCAGGUCCCUCGAUGUUUUCCACGAAGCAUCCUUUCAUGGGAGAUGCAGUCGUCACUGCAAUCUGUCAGAACGAUGAAGACCUUCUCAAUCUUUUGUUGGGCUGGUACAAGAGUCAUACAUUUGCCAUAUCGGCGAAGGUUUGGGAUCGCUUCUUGAAGACUGCAAUUACUCGGUCCAGCCUUGCAAUGAUUCAAGCUGUUGCUACACUCCGGAGUCCUAAGCGUGGUUCCGCUUGGAAGGUUAGAUGGAUCGAUUACCAGACAGCGUGCGAGCACAAUCGCGAAGACGUAGUACGAUUCUUCCUCGAUCAAGGUCACAUCGAUGUCAACAACAAGGCAGUUGCUUCAUCCCCACUAGUCAAGGCUGUGGUUGCAGGGCACUUGAACAUCGUGAAGAUUCUUGUCGAAGCCGGUGCGGACGUGAAUUACGUAUCUACCUGGAAAUCGAAGCAGACAACACCCAUCCUAGUCGCGAUCAAGAGGCGGAACUUCGACAUAUCUCACUAUCUUCUGAAAAGGGGUUCACAUAUGCCUCAAAUCUCGAAUGAGUGGGAUGAGAGAGGUCUUCUGCUUUGCUACCAGAAUAUAAAAUGUGAAAGGAUGGGAAGCGGCUGUCGCGAUUUUCCGUCCUACACAGAAUUUCGCGGCACUUUCGAUCAAGAGAUCAGCGAGAACAUAUUAGCCAUCCAACCCAAGGGAGCUUUCCGCUCUCGUCGCGCAAGUCGCCUUCUUAGCGAGCCAGAGAACAUGAAGCAUUACCUCGCAUACCACGUCAAGAAUCCACGCGAUGUUUUUCUCGAACUGCCUACGAAGAUACGAGAGAUGGUAGAGUAUGUUACCAAGGAGCUCGAGGCCGAAGAAGAUCGCCAAGAUCGCAACAUUUUACUCGAAGUUUGCGCCUGUGUGGCAGAUACGUGUCGAGACACCCAGAACUUGCUGUGGAUCUCUGAACCAGGCCUCUUACACGAAUCUUGGCUCACAAUUAGAAACGAGUGGCGCCAGAAACAGUGCGAUUCUCCCGGCUCGGAUUUGGACUGGCAUGAGAAAUUUAUCGCGGCGUUAAGCGUACGCGCUUACGAGCUAGUCGCUAGGUUACUACCUGAUGCGCCGAGAUAUCUUCGACAGGGUGUAUGGGACUAUCCAAUCUCAGCUGCUGUUCGGCUUGGAGACUCAGAGAUGAUCACACUUAUGCUUGAUGUCCUGGAUAAGGAAAAGGGCAAGUACUGGAAAAUUUUCCAGAUGCUCCACAUCGAUUCUAUAUACAACAUUCAAGUUGGUGUCACACUUUCCAUCUCCAACAACCACCCGGAAAUCACAGCCCUCCUGCUUGAAUACCUCGACGACUAUAAGUCCCUCACAAACAGGCCUUUUUAUCGUGAGUGGGUUAAACUCGCCAUUGAUUGCCAGAACGACGAGUCACUGAAGUCUCUCCUUCAAGUUAUAGCCGAGGACAACCCCUACCACAUCCUCAAUAGAACCUUCGAACAGGGUUGUAGAAUGGGCAGCCUCAAUGUGGUCAAGAUGCUUCUCAAACACGGACAAGUACAACUGCACUCUAGCAGCAAUACGUCGUCAGCACUUGCAGCUUCCAUAAGAUCAGGUACUGUAGACAUGGUUCGGGAGGUGGUUGAAGCUGGCGCCGACAUCGACUACGCUAUGACUACUCACCGAAUCCCUGGACGCCCCACUAUCACACCGUUGGAAUACGUCAUACACAUCAAGAAAUAUGAUGUGGUAGCCUACUUGGUCGAAUGUGGAGCGAAAGUCCCUUCAGAGAGCAUUUGGCCCUCUCGAGCCAUGACGGAACUUCUCGACUUAACUCCGGAAAUAUUCAAGAUGAUCGUCCAUGAGCUCAACGCCGAAUCUCCAAGCUCGACUUGGAAGCUCCGAAGCGUAUGUCGCACUUUCGCCGCCGAAAUCGAGGACGACUUGCUUAGCAAGCAGCCUGAAAAUGUUGUCGAAAAGAUGCCCAAAGUCAUCAAGAACAAGAUGGCCGAGUACCUAAACAUCCAUCUUCACAAGAUCUCUGAUGUCAACGAUCCAUUGCUCAAGAUGCUCCGUCGUAUGGCCGACUACUUGAUCCGGGAGCUUGCGAUCCCAGAGAAAGAUCGGAAAGUCACUGAGACUAGCAUGAUUGAAGGUUUUAUCGUAGCAGCUAUGGCAUUCCUGGCAUUCGACUUGGUGCGGACUCUGCUAGCAACGAUGCCUCUCAACACCCGGAUACCCGGCAUAUAUAUCGGUCGAUGUCCACUAGUGAUGGCCGUGGCCGCGAAUAACAAUGGCCUCUUCAACGAAGUUAUGGAUCAUCUCAAUCAGCUCAUAAAAACGCCAAGAGGCAGAUAUAUGUGCCGGUCCGCAUACGCUUUCGACGAUGCGUUCUACAUUGCUGUCAACACCGGAAAAUCUCGCUUUGUCAAGGAACUCGUCGAGUUCUGCCCGAGGCUUCCCCAUUAUGUGACAAAAGAAACAUACAACAAAUGGCUUGACGCUGCCAUUGCGAGUUUAAACGCAGAUAUCGUCAAGUCGGUCUUGCUUCUGUGUUCUUCGCGAGACAAGGUCAACCCAUAUCUCUUCACCAAUGCGUGCCGUACAGGUAGUACCGAUAUUGUCAACACGCUUUUGAAUGAAGGUAACGUAGAUGUCAACAAAAGUCUAAUUGUAUCCUUCAAGGAUCACCCACUUUGCUGUGCCAUCCAGUAUGGCGAUAUACCUAUCAUCGGCGCAGUCCUAGACGCUGGUGCAGAUAUAAAUGGGAAG